Molecule: messenger RNA, 6102 nt
Organism: Cervus elaphus (red deer)
Lineage: Eukaryota; Metazoa; Chordata; Mammalia; Artiodactyla; Cervidae
Gene: ZNF333
Product: zinc finger protein 333
Exons: 12
Coding region: 588-2627 (679 amino acids)
Biological process (GO): regulation of transcription by RNA polymerase II
Cellular component (GO): nucleus
Molecular function (GO): RNA polymerase II cis-regulatory region sequence-specific DNA binding; DNA-binding transcription activator activity, RNA polymerase II-specific
Source: RefSeq, a predicted model, not a curated record
AGACAGCAUCACCGAUUCAAUGGACAUGGAUUUGUGCAAACUCUGGAAGACAGUGAAUGACAGGGAAGCCUGGCGCGCUGCAGUCCAUGGGGUCACAGAGUCGGACACGACUUAGCAAGUGAACAAACAAUAACAACUAGCCCGGACCUUGUGGCAAACGCCCCGCCCCUAACUCCACCCUCUAGGUCCGGUCAGACCUCACCCCAGAGCUUAACCUUACCCCCAACCGGGGGCAAGAAACUAGAAUUUCUUCUCCAAGGUCAUAUAAAGAGGAGUUAAGCUUUCUCCACCCUCCGCAGCUCCUCUGGCCCAGAGAGCCAGUGCCUCGGCCACUUCCGCUGCUGGCGGCCCUGACACCGGAAGCGGAAGUGCGCCGCGGCCGCAGACGGAGGUGGCUGUGCUGGACCGCGCGGCGCCUUGCGGUGGGAGUGUCUUCGGCCAGUCUGCAGGAAGGACACACUGAAACUUUAAACCCUGGCGCUGGUAUCAUGGGAUAAACCCUCAUUCUGCAGAAUGGUGGGGGUGGUCCUUGCUGAGCCACAAUACAUGCGCUGCCUUAGGAAUCAGUCACCUUAGAGGAUGUGGCGAUGGAGCUCAUCCAGGAGUGGACGUUGCUGGACGAUGCCGGGAGGAACCUGUGCAGACAUGUGCUGCAGGACAACUGCAGGACCCCGGCGCCCAGGGCAGCAGGGACUCCACCAUGCAAAGCCAGUCUCGUCUCCCAGGUGGAGCCAAGAGAAGAGCUGAAAGCAGCGGAGCACGGCGUUCUCUGUGCCACAGGUGUGGACUGGGAAUCUCAGUUUACACCCAAAGAGCCUACUCCUCUGCAGGAUAUUUCAGAGGAAAACUCAUCCUAUGAUUUGCAAAUGGGGCCAGAGCUGGACCUGAAGAUAGAGAUCAAGUCUGAGAUGGAAGAGGAGGUGAUGCCUCCGGCUCCAGAGGACUGGUCAGCUCUCCAGCAGUCUUCUGAAUAUGCAGUCAGCCUGGGAGGUGGUCUGCCAGGAGGGCCCCAGCCUCUGUCAAGAAGGCCCAAGGUUCAGGAUAUGUCUGGGCUGAAGGUGGCUGUGCAGAUGCAGAGGGUGGCCACGCCGGAGCCUGCGCUGGGCCUCCCCAGACUGUGGAGGGCUGGGGGUGCUGCUCUGUCUGUUCAGGGCCCUGCCUGGCUCCAGAAGGAGAGCAUAGGAGAAGCAGCCAUGACUCCUGGGGGACUGGCCACCUGUCCACAGGAGCCAGUCACCUUUGCGGAUGUGGCCGUGCUGUUCACACCAGAAGAAUGGCUGUUUCUAGACUCUGCCCAGAAAAGCCUAUACAGAGACGUGAUGCUGGAGAACUACAGGAACCUGGCCUCUGUGGCAGGUGAUCAACUCUGCACAACCAGGAUGUCUUCCCAUAUGGAGCAAAGAGAAGAGCUGUGCGUCACCGAGAGAGGGGUCUUCCCAGGAGCCCAGUUAGGUCCUCACCUUCAACACCAAGACUCAAUUCCUAAUCAAGAUAUUUUGGCAGCGAUUCCAUCCAUUGGCAUGAAAAGGGAGCCACCUCAGGUCGGAGAAAACCUCUAUAAAUAUGAUGAGCUUGGGAAGCCCUUUGACAGCAUCAAACCGCUUUUUCAGUACCCGCGAUUUCCUGCUGAAGGAAGCCCCUUUGAAGGCCGAGAGAGCCGAAAAUCCUUCCUCCGGACCACCCGCCUCAUCGUGCCUGAGAAAGUCCCCAGCGGGGACAAAACCUACACGUGCGACAAAUGUGCAAGAUCCUUCCGGUACAGCUCCGAGCUCAUCCGGCACGAGAAGACGCACACCGCGGAGAAAUGCUUCGAGUGUCAGGAGUGCCGGCAGGCCUUCAAGUACUUCUCCAACCUGCGGCGCCACCUGAAGACCCACGGCGGCGAGAAGCCCUUCGAGUGCAGCCAGUGCGGGAAGACCUUCACGAGGAACUUCAACCUGAUCCUGCACCAGAGGAACCACAUGGGCGAGAAGCCCUACUCGUGCAAGGACUGUGGCAAGGCUUUCACCCAGCCGUCCUCGCUGAGGAGCCACAUGCGGACCCACACCGGAGAGAAGCCCUUCGAGUGCGGCCACUGUGGGAAGACCUUCCGGGAGCACUCGUCGCUGAAGACGCACGUGCGGACCCACACCCGAGAGAAGCCCUACCAGUGCACCCACUGCGGGAAGCCCUUCCGCACCAGCACCAACCUGAACGUGCACAAGCGGAUCCACACCGGCGAGAAGCUCUACGAGUGCGCCACCUGCGGGCAGGUCCUGAGUCGGCUCUCCACCCUCAAGAGUCACAUGCGGAUCCACACCGGAGAGAAGCCCUACCCGUGCCCGGAGUGCGGGCGCGCCUUCGGCGAGCCCUCGUCCCUCAGGAAGCACGCGAGGACCCACACCGGCAAGAAGCCCUACGUGUGCCCGCAGUGCGGGCGAGCCUUCGGCCAGUCCUCGCACCUCAUCGUCCACGUGAGAACCCACACCACGGGGAGACCCUACGAAUGCACUCAGUGUGACAAAGCCUUCCGACACAGCUCUUCACUCAGCGUGCACAAGAGGGUUCACGCCAGGGGAGAAAACGUCAGGACCGGCGACCUGCCUCUGUCUGUGUCUCUGCCCAUGGAAGGGCCCCUUGCUGAUUAACCUCCUGUUUCUACAGACUAAGCACCCGGGGCGGUAACCAUCUCUCCUAGUACUCCUUUAGCGACAUCCUCUAUGGUGGCUCAGUGGUGAAGAACCGCCUGCCAAUGCAGGAGAGGAGGGUUCUAUCCCUGGGUUGGGAAGAUCCCCUGGAGAAGGAAGUGGCAACCCACUCCAGUAUUCUUGCCUGGGAAAUCCCAUGGAUCCUGGUGGGCUGCAGUCCCUGGGGUCACAGAGACUCAGACACGACUGAGCACGUGUACACACAUGUAACACACCACAAGCAGAGUGUGUGAUCUUUAUGUUGUUGAAUGUUAAGUAUUUAUGGAGAUUUGCUUUAGGUCUAGGGCUUCCCUGAUGGCUCAGGCGGUAAAGCGUUUGCCUGCAAUGCGGGAGACCUGGGUUCGAUCCCUGGGUUGGGAAAGGAACCCUUGGAGAAGGAAAUAGCAACCCACUCCAGUACUCUUGCCUGGAAAAUGGCAUGUCUUGGUAGUUGCCUGCCAAAACUGCCCCUUCUUAUUUGCAAAAGCACCUAGGUAUUUUUGUUCAGAUUGGGACUAUGCAAUGUACAUAUAUAUUUUGUGGCUUAAAGCAAGAGAAUUUUAUUCUCUCACACUUCUGGAGGGCAGAAGUUGAAAUCAAGGUGUCUGCAGGGCCACGUUCCCUCUAAAGUCUCUAGGAGAGGAGGCUUCUUUGCCUCUUUCCACUUUUGGUGGCCCCAGGUGUGCCUUGCCUUGUGGCAGCAUCGCCCCCAUCGCUGCCUCCAUCUUCACAUGGCCUUCUCCUCUGUGUGUCUGUGUCCUCUUCUGUGUCUUCUAAGUGUCUCUUAUAAGGACACAUCAUUGGACUUAGGGUCUACCCAGAUAUCCAGGAUGGCCUCAUCUCAAGAUCUUUAAUCUAAUGACAUCCACAAAGACCCUUUUCCAACUGAGUUCACAACCAGAGUUUCUAGGUGGACAUAUCUUUCGGUGAUGGUGGUGGUGGGGGCCGCAUUCAAACCACUACACCAUCAGGGAAUGCGCAUGAUUAAAAUACUUCCACCUCCCUGUCCUCCUUGGUGGCAGUGGAGGCCACGUUCUCCAGUCCUGGCCAGCAAGAGGCAUCUUUGAGUGUGAGUCCUGGGGAAGAUGUCACAAAGGAAUGGUUUCAUUUAGCCAGAUCCCUCUCCUUCUUCCCCGGUGGCUCGGACAGUGAAAAAUCUGCCCACAAUGCGGGAUACCCAGCUUCAAUCCCUGGGUCAGGAAGAUCCCCUGGAGAAGGGAAUGGCUACCUACUCCAGUAUUCUUGCCUGGAGAAUUCCAUGAACAGAGGAGUCUGGCGGAUUACAGUCCAUGGGGUCACAAAGAGUCUUCAGACACGACUGAGCGACUAACACUUUCACUUUCUCUCCUUCUUGCCUUUUGUACAAGCGGGCACCGUAUCUGGUGCUAGAGGAGGCAUCCUGUGACCACAGGGGCGAAAGCAGCAGUCUAAAGAGAGCGUGGGGGACUUCCCUAGUGGUCCCGUGGUUAGGACUUUGAGCUUCCAAUACAGGGCUGAGGGUGUGAUCCCUGGUCAGGGAGCUAAGAUCCCACAGCUGUAUGGUGCUGCCAAAUUAAACAUAUAAAAAUAAUAGAUUGUGGCCAGAGCUACAACCAUCCUGGUUCCCCGGUUGGUAUCCUUGUGUGGGUGUACCAGCCCUGGGUUGUUUGUUUCUGGACAUCUUGUUUACACGAAAAAGAUGCACUUCUUACUGGUACAUGACAUUGUCUUUUUUGGGGGGAGGGGAGUUUGGGGGAGGGCAGGGAUGGAUUUAUUGUGGCUGAAUGCAGUCUCUAACUGAUGCACUUAAUAUAUGGUUCAUUUUUAUAAAUGCUUCUUGGAUGGUGGAAGUCAAUGUAUGGUAUCCUAUAAAUGUCCACUAGAUGGAGCAUGCUCUUUGUGUAUAAAAGUCUUUUACACAUUUUAAAAUACUGGUUUCUGUCUUAGCUCGGGCUGCUAUAACAAAAAUACUGGGUGGCUUACAAAGAACAGAAAUGUAUUCCUCACAGUUCUAGAGGUGGGAAGUCCAAGAUCACAGCUGGCAGAUUUGAUGUCUGGGGAGGCCCCACUUCCUAGUUCAUAAAUGGCCAUCUUUUUGCCAUGUCUCACAUGGCAGAAGGGGAGCAAGAGAGCUCCCUGGAGUCUUUUUUGUAAGGGCACUGAUCCCAUUCAUGAGAGCUCCAUCCCUAUGAGCUAAUCACCUCCCAAGGGCCUCACCUCUUAACCAUCUCCUUGGGAGUUAGACUUCAGCAUGUCAACUCCAGAGAGCACCAACAUUCAGUCCUUAGCAGUUUCCAGUCUAUCAUUUACUGAGAAAGUUCCAUUAAACACUCCUACCAUAUGUAUGAAUUGCUGAAUGAGUCUUUUAAUUCAAAUUUCAUAUAUUUUGAAGCAAUGGAAUUAAAAGAUUUUUGACAUCUUGUAAGCUUUCAGUUAAUUGUUCCUUUUAUUCUUAUAGUGGCCAUCUUUCUCCCUAGCAGUGAAUAUUCAGCCAUUCAUCAUCAUAAUAGCAAGUAAUUAUUUAGUGCUUAUUAUUGCUAGAUAGUAUUAUAGCUACUACCCUAAACUUUGUAUCUUUUAAGUUAUUUAGUCCUUACAAUGACACUUUGAGGAAGGUACUGUUAUUAUCCCCAAUUCACAGAUGAGGAAACUGAGGCCUGAUAAGUUAACUGAGGUCCUGCAGGUGGUAAGUGACAGUCUGGCUCUCGCUACAGAACUUCACUGCAGGGAGCUGUUGUCCAUUUCGCCUGAACUCACAGAGUUCUGCUUUUGUGUUUUAAAGUUUUGUUUUUUUACCCCCACACUGAAAGGCUUUGUGGGAUCUCAGUUCCCUGACAAAGGAUUGAACCCACACCCUUGGCAGUGAAAGUGCCCUGGAUUGCCAGGGAAUUCCUCUCAAGUUCUUUAAUUGAGACAUAACUUACAUAAAAGUCCGUAAGUCUUGGUGUUCACCUCAGUGAAUUAUGUAUAUUUAUCUAUGCUACUCUAGAGUAGGGAAUGGCUACCCACUGCAGUAUUCUUGCCUGGAGAAGUCCAUGGACAGAGAGCCUGGUGGGCUACAGUUCAUAGGAUCACAAAGUUGGACAUGACUGAGUGACACUUUCACACCACCCACAUAAAAGAAAAAAAAAUUCUAUCUUCCCAGAAGGUUCUCUUGGGCCCGACCCAGGUCAGUAAGCCCCAUCUCCAGAGUUAACCAGUACUCUGACUUCUGUCACCAUAGAUUUGUUUUUCCUGUUCAGAAAAAUAGAACCACACAGUACGCCUUCUUGUGUCUGAUGUUUUCACUUAAUAUAGUGCCUAUGAACUUUAUCUUUGUCACAUUACCAGUAGAUCUCUUUUAAAAUUGCUGUGUAAUAUUCCAUUGUCUGAAUACACUACAGUUAAAAAUUUUCACUCUGUUUAUGGACAUCUGGGUUCUUUCCCAAUGCUGUUAUGAAUAAAGCUGCUAUGAGUA